AUGGAAACGACGGCGAAACUUAUUGACUAUUUACCGGCACAUCAUCGCACUCACGCAACUGUUACGAAAGUAUUAGAAUUACACUGCUUUUGCGACGCGUCGCAGAAGGCUGAUGCUGAUUUGGCCUCGCGCGGCAAGUCAACUACCGAAUUAUUUACGCUCGAUAUUUGGUGGCACGGACUGCAUUGGUUGGCCGACGGCGAUCACGCUUCGCCUUGGAUAAGUUUUUUAUCGAAGUCCGUCGACGCCACUGUUAUUGAUCAAAUUACGUCCGAAGAAAAGGUUUCAAAAGUAUGUUUUGAAACUCCUGUUCUCGCUCCGGAGGUCGCUGGCACAGAUCUCGAUAGCUUCACUAUGCCAUUCGAAGUUGAUCAAAAAAGGUAUUCGUCUUUAACAAAAUUUUUACAAUCGACGAAAAAAAAUGAAAGUGUUUAUAAAAGAAAUAUGAGACAACAGUUUUGUUCCUCAAGUUUUUCUGAGUGUCUGGUGUGAAUUUCCCGACAAUUCUUUGCGCGGUGCCAGAGAUAUAAGCUUUGAAACUUUGGAGUAGUCCCUGCUCAUAGUCUUUUCAG
Molecule: messenger RNA, 572 nt
Organism: Didymodactylos carnosus
Lineage: Eukaryota; Metazoa; Rotifera; Eurotatoria; Philodinida; Philodinidae
Source: the annotation of a GenBank genome assembly